This is a messenger RNA of Gaeumannomyces tritici R3-111a-1, 510 nucleotides long. RefSeq lists its product as hypothetical. The coding region runs from base 1 to 510 and encodes 169 amino acids. The record is from RefSeq and is a predicted model, not a curated record. NCBI's taxonomy places the organism in Eukaryota, Fungi, Ascomycota, Sordariomycetes, Magnaporthales, Magnaporthaceae. Gene Ontology annotation, molecular function: zinc ion binding; carbonate dehydratase activity. The transcript is spliced from 2 exons.
AUGGCUACCCCCAUCCAGCAGAACCUCGUCGAGAAGAAUGAAGCCUACGCCAAGGACUUUACCCAAGGCGACCUCGCCCUCCCUCCUGCAAAGAAAUACCUCAUCGUGACCUGCAUGGACGCCCGCAUCGACAGCCAUGCCGCCUUCGGCAUCUCGCUCGGCGACGCGCACGUGGUGCGCAACGCCGGCGGGUCGGCCCGCGACGCGCUGCGGUCCGUCGUCAUAUCGCAGCUGCUGCUGGGCACGCGCGAGGUCCUGGUCGUCAAGCACACGGGCUGCGGCAUGCUGACCUUUACCGGCGACGCCGCCCGCGCCCUGCUGAGGGACCAGCGCGGCGGGGACGCCGCCGCCGCCGUCGAGGGGCUCGACUUUCUCGACUUUGCCGACCUCGAGCAGGCCGUCCGGGACGACGUGGCCUUCCUCAAGGGGAACGCGGCCGUGCUCGACGGCAUACCCAUCACGGGUUGGGUAUACGAGGUCGAGACGGGCAAGGUCAGGCAGGUUGUGUGA